This is a messenger RNA of Solanum pennellii, 717 nucleotides long. Its product is annotated as delta(7)-sterol-C5(6)-desaturase-like. The transcript is spliced from 4 exons. The record is from RefSeq and is a predicted model, not a curated record. Gene Ontology annotation, molecular function: iron ion binding; oxidoreductase activity. Bases 1 to 717 code for a protein of 238 amino acids. Gene Ontology annotation, biological process: lipid biosynthetic process. NCBI's taxonomy places the organism in Eukaryota, Viridiplantae, Streptophyta, Magnoliopsida, Solanales, Solanaceae.
AUGGAGGAUUACUUGAAGGUGUUUGUGGAGGAGACAUCGUUUUACAAUCGUCUCGUUUUAGGUACACUGUUGCCGGAAUCAUGGUGGGGACCACUUCCUCACUUGCUUCAAGGAUGGCUCCGUAACUACAUUGGCGCUCUUCUAAUUUACUUCAUCUCCGCUUCCCUUUGCUCUUUCUACGUCUAUCACUUGAAGCGCAAUCUCUAUAUUCCCAAAGAUGAGGCCAUACUAUCAAAGCAAGCAAUGGUGUUGCAGAUAUCAGUUGCCAUGAAAGCUAUGCCUUGGUACUGUGUACUUCCAUCAUUUUCUGUGUACUUAAUUGAAAAUGGAUGGAAUAAAUGUUUUGCAAGAAUAAGUGAUGUUGGAUGGCUUACCUACUUCAUCAAAUCAUCUAUUUAUCUUGUAAUAAUUGAGUUUGGAAUCUAUUGGAUGCAUAGAUUAAUGCAUGACAUAAAACGUCUCUACAAAUAUCUGCAUUCUACUCAUCAUAUUUACAACAAGCAAAACACACUUUCACCGUUUGCUGGAAUGGCACUGCACCCAUUGGAUGGAGUACUGGAGGCGAUGCCACAGGUGUGGCCUGUAACGGGUGCUGGCUAUCAUACAAUUCAUCAUACAACAUAUCGACAUAAUUAUGGUCAUUACACAAUAUGGAUGGACUGGAUGUUUGGGACUCUUAGUCAUCCUGUUGAUGAACAGGAUGACAAGAAAAUGUAA